Musa acuminata subsp. malaccensis (wild Malaysian banana) is the source of this 1506-nucleotide messenger RNA. Its product is annotated as polyadenylate-binding protein RBP47C. The record is from RefSeq and is a predicted model, not a curated record. Lineage: Eukaryota; Viridiplantae; Streptophyta; Magnoliopsida; Zingiberales; Musaceae. Gene Ontology annotation, cellular component: cytosol. Gene Ontology annotation, molecular function: mRNA binding.
UCCCUCCCCUCUCGCUUUACUCGGUCUCGCCGCCCCAUCUUUCACCCCCCCACCCCCCAAAAACCAACGCCGCCUCCUCCUCCGGUCACGAUUCCCCCCCGUAAGCCGCGGCGAUGAUGCAGCAAGCGGCGAGCAGCAACGCUGAGACACGGCAGCAGCAGUGGGUGCCGGCGAUGCAGUACCCCCCGCAGCCGGCGAUGGUGAUGGCGCCGCACCAGAUUGUGGCGCCGCCGAUUCCGCAGUACGCACAACACCUCGUGCCUUACCACCAUCCUCCGGUGCUGACGCCGCAGCACCAUGGGGCCGGAGCGAACUCGGCGGCGGCGGGUGGGGAGGAGAACAAGACGAUCUGGGUCGGGGACCUCCACUACUGGAUGGACGAGAACUACCUCCAUAACUGCUUCGGGCACACCGGCGAGGUUGUUUCCAUCAAAGUCAUCCGCAAUAAGCAGACUGGACAGUCAGAGGGAUAUGGUUUCGUGGAGUUCUAUACACACGCAGCAGCUGAAAAAGUACUUCAAAACUUUGGUGGUCAUACAAUGCCUAACACUGAUCAACCUUUUAGGCUAAAUUGGGCAUCAUUUAGUAUGGGUGAUAGACGUUCAGAUGCUUCCUCUGAUUACUCUAUAUUUGUAGGAGAUUUAGCUUCUGAUGUUACUGAUGCCACAUUACAAGAAAUUUUUGCUAGUAAAUACCCAUCUGUAAAAGGCGCAAAAGUUGUUAUUGAUGCAAAUACUGGCCGUUCAAAGGGUUAUGGAUUUGUAAGAUUUGGAAAUGAAAAUGAGAAGACACUUUCCAUGACUGAAAUGAAUGGUGUAUACUGUUCAACCAGACCAAUGCGCAUUGGUCCAGCAACUCCCAGAAAGUCAUCUGGGGUUUCUGGAUCUAAUGGUUCAUCUGCUCAAUCAGAUGGAGACUUGACUAACACAACAGUAUUUGUCGGAGGACUUGACCCAAAUGUUAGUGAAGAUGAUCUUAAGCGGACAUUUUCUCUAUAUGGUGAGAUUGCCUCAGUAAAAAUACCAGUUGGGAAACAAUGUGGAUUUGUGCAGUUCGUCCAAAGAAACAAUGCUGAAGAGGCACUGCAGGGGUUAAAUGGAACAGUUAUUGGAAAGCAGACUGUACGUCUUUCUUGGGGCCGCAACCCUGCAAACAAACAGUUACGAUCUGACUUGGGUAACCAGUGGAACGGCAUGUAUUAUGGAGGGCAAUUUUAUAAUGGGUAUGUAUAUGCUGCACCAGUUCCAGACCCGAGCAUGUAUGCUGCUUAUGGGGCUUAUUCUUUCUACGGGAACCAACAACAAGUGAGCUGAAAAGAGGCUUCACUGAGCUGUUCUAGCUGUAGUGAGUGAAACACCAGACGGUUUUAGGCGAGUAAGAUGUAGCUAAUGGUAAUGUAAAAUGCAUCGUGGAAACUAGCACUUCUGAAUGUCCCCCCUUUGAAAUUGUCAGAUUUAAUUCAUAAAUUUUGACUGGUUGUGGGAAGUAAAUUAGAUCAUUUCAACA